This is a messenger RNA of Galendromus occidentalis (western predatory mite), 2009 nucleotides long. It is a transcript of the gene TTLL15, whose product is annotated as tubulin tyrosine ligase-like 15. The record is from RefSeq and is a predicted model, not a curated record. The transcript has a single exon. Gene Ontology annotation, biological process: protein modification process. Lineage: Eukaryota; Metazoa; Arthropoda; Arachnida; Mesostigmata; Phytoseiidae. Bases 158 to 1756 code for a protein of 532 amino acids.
CCGACUAGCAGCCGCAGAGUUUGCGUCGCCUGACUGGGCCAACUAAAUAUACGCUGGCCGAUCGGGCUGUUCUGAAGGACCGCAAGAGCUUCACGCUGCACGCGGUUAUGAUCUCAGUGGUUCAGUGAGGGAGACUGACGUGGCUCACACAUCGACAAUGUCUGAACUUUCCAGUGAAGUUCGGCGCCGAAUUCCUCCCGCUGCCGAUGAGCCGAAGAGUGACGGCGAGAAAAUCGGAGUGUCCUUCGGUUCUCAUCAGGGCAGCCCUCUAGUGAGCAUCGAAGUUCCGAAUGGAGUCUGGGCUCUACUGAGUUUGACUUUCGCGUGUUCUGUCACACUCCUGUACGUGAAUGUCGACAUGAGAUCCAUCAAUAUCGAGGAGUUCAAACAAAUCAAGAACAUCACCGUCAACAACCAGGCGAGCUGUCUACCGAAGCCCAACUCCGAUGAGCCAGUGCUCUGGCUCCGUGGCAAGUCCAUGGAGAGCGGAUACCUCCGACACGUUUUCGACGUAUUCAGGAGGAGCGGUUACAGAGUCGAAACCACGAAACCCCCUCAUUGGGAUGUUCUGUGGUCGCACGAAUAUCCUUUCGGCGAGUUGAGCACAGACUUGAGCAAUUUGACGCCAGGUCAGAAAGUCAAUCACGUUCCCGGCACCGGUUUCAUUACGAACAAAGUCAGCUUGGCCACAGGAAGCUUCACGAAGCACAUCCCGAGAGCUUUUAGAUUACCGAAACAAAAGCAGGAGUUUUUGAACUACGCGCGAGCCAACCCCAGAACCUUGUGGGUGCAGAAGUCCAACGACCACAGAGGCAUCGUCGCCAAGCAAGCUGCGGAAGUCGAAGUUCAUCUCGAGGACACUUUCGUGCAGCAGUUCAUCGAAGACCCUCUGCUCGUGGAUGGGCACAAAUUCGAUAUCGGAGUAUACGUAGUGAUGACGUCUAUAAAACCCUUGCGAGUCUACAUCUAUGAGGGUGAUGCUCUUUUGAGGUUCUGCUCGAAACCUUAUGACAAGUCGUCGAAAGAUUUGGACUCGUACGUCGUCGGGGACAAUUACCUCCCGACGUGGGACGUUCCCUCGCUCAAAGAGUUUUACAACCGUCACAAGCUCUCGAUGAAGCAGAGUCUCAACCUGCAUCUCCGUCAAAAGGGACUCAAUCCAGAUAAGAUCUGGAAACAAAUCAACGAAGCCGUCUCGAGCGUCUACUUUGAGAAGAUACGCGACAUAGAGAAAGUCUCCCGAAAAUACUUCAGCACCGAUCCCUUCUUCGAGAUGGUUCGGUUCGAUUUCCUCGUGGAUUCGCAACUGAACGCACACCUUCUCGAGGCGAACAUGUCCCCGAAUUUGAGUUCGGCGCAUUUCAAGCAGAAUGCCAGGCUCUACGAGCAAGUCAUUUACAACCUGCUCUCAGUGCUCGGCUUACAAGAGGAAAAGUCAAGCUCGGGCCACCCGAGCCAGAUGCUCGUCUCCGACGCGGACCUCGCCGUUUACCCCGGGCAGUGCUCGGUCGAGUGCGCGAAAGACUGCAGGGCCUCGGAUCUUUGUACCGUGUGCGCAGCCUGCUGGAAUCCCACCACGAGACAAGUUCUCGCCUCGACUUUUGUCGAGCAUCAAAACAGGAAGAAAUAUCGGAGGCUCAUUCCUGUCCCUGAGCGGGAUCCAGCCGACACCGAAUUUAUGAGGAAUCCUCUUAAUAAGCUUCUGUAUCUCUGGUUUGAAGGAAAGUGUCAGAUGGACGAUUCGUUCUGUAGUUGAGUAGGAGGCGUUGCGAUAUUGAGUCUGGGCUCCAGCGCUCAUCGUCAAGCGCUACGAUUUAUAUUAAAUAUUGUGAGUCGACUGUCAUAUUUUGGUAAAUGAGUUCUCAUAACGAACGUUUCGCCACGGAGCGUAGAGAGGAUCGAAGCGUACAAGGCCACGAGCUUAAAUCGUCGAAGUCGGUUGUGUGCUUAUUUUUCAAUGGAGUUUGAACUUCGCGAGUACACCUGAGAAAAAUAAAUUGAACCUUCUU